UCCCGGGACCGAGUGACUGGCGUUCGCCGCGGCGCUCCUGCUGAGGGCUUGUCCCGAAAUGUCAUUCGGCCGCCCUCAAAGAGGAGCGUAACCCGGCCCCGCCGCCGCCCGGAUGGGACCGCCGGAGUGCUAUAGAGUCUCCAAUGAAUUUUGAGUGGCUGAGAAAUUUGAGAAAAAAAUAAGACGCAUUCCCUUCCAUGGAUCCCUUGGGUGCACCUUCCCAGUUUGUGGAUGUAGAUACACUACUCAGCUGGGGUGACUUGUGUGAAGAUGAAUUAAAUUCUUCUGAUACUACAGCUCAAACAUUUCCAGAGGACACUACUAGAUCACCUUUUCUCUAUAAUAAGGAUAUCAAUGGGAAAGUGGUUCUAUGGAAAGGAGAUGUAGCAUUACUGAACUGUACAGCCAUUGUGAAUACCAGCAAUGAAAGUCUCACCGACAAGAAUCCUGUUUCAGAAAGUAUCUUCAUGCUUGCAGGGCCUGAUUUGAAAGAGGACCUUCAGAAACUUAAAGGUUGCCGAACAGGUGAAGCCAAAUUAACCAAAGGAUUUAACCUGGCUGCCCGGUUCAUUAUUCACACAGUGGGACCUAAAUACAAGAGCCGCUAUCGCACAGCAGCUGAGAGCUCCCUGUACAGCUGCUAUCGAAAUGUGCUUCAACUGGCAAAAGAGCAGUCGAUGUCUUCCAUUGGAUUCUGUGUCAUCAACUCUGCAAAAAGAGGUUACCCUCUAGAAGACGCAACACACAUAGCCCUUCGCACUGUAAGGAGAUUCCUAGAGAUUCAUGGAGAAACCAUUGAAAAGGUCGUAUUUGCUGUCUCUGAACUUGAAGAGGCUACUUACCAAAAGCUGCUACCUCUGUACUUCCCAAGGUCAUUGAAGGAAGAGAGUCGAUCGUUGCCAUACCUACCUGCAGAUAUUGGAAAUGCAGAAGGUGAGCCUGUGGUACCUGAGCGGCAGAUCAGGAUAAGUGAGAAACCUGGUGCUCCAGAGGACAACCAAGAAGAGGAGGAUGAAGGCUUGGGAGUUGAUCUUUCGUUCAUUGGCUCUCAUGCCUUUGCCCGAAUGGAAGGAGAUAUUGAUAAGCAAAGAAAGCUGAUUCUCCAGGGACAGUUAUCAGAGGCAGCACUACAGAAGCAGCAUCAAAGAAAUUAUAACCGUUGGUUAUGUCAAGCAAGAUCUGAGGAUCUGUCUGAUAUUGCUUCUCUAAAAGCCUUAUACCAAACAGGUGUUGAUAACUGUGGUCGCACAGUGAUGGUGGUAGUUGGAAGAAACAUUCCUGUUACGUUAAUAGAUAUGGACAAGGCUCUCUUAUAUUUUAUCCAUGUAAUGGAUCAUAUUGCUGUGAAGGAAUAUGUGUUAGUAUAUUUUCACACACUAACCAACGAGUACAAUCACCUGGACUCUGACUUCCUGAAGAAACUCUACGAUGUUGUUGAUGUGAAGUACAAGAGGAAUCUGAAGGCUGUUUAUUUUGUUCAUCCAACAUUUCGUUCAAAGGUAUCCACAUGGUUUUUCACCACCUUUUCUGUCUCAGGAUUGAAGGACAAAAUCCACCAUGUGGACAGUCUCCAUCAGCUGUUUUCCGCCAUAUCCCCAGAGCAAAUCGACUUUCCUCCUUUUGUCCUUGAAUAUGAUGCCAGGGAAAACGGGCCUUACUAUGCGUCUUAUCCCCCAUCACCGGAUUUGUGACCUGCCAUCUGUCAGUGCUUUGUGAUUACGACGAUGCCCCUCCCACCACGGAUCACUACCUAGUGAAGUAAUACUCAUUUUUGCUGUACAGAUCCAGGGAGCCUUUUGUGCCCACCUCUCUGGUAUUUUUUUAUUGACUGUAUAUUUUCUGGCACAUAAAGCAAUCUAAAAAUGGUAGGCCAUUCUGAACUGCACACAUUUUAAAUUUGUAUAUUUGUAUCAAAUGGAAAUGUUCAUUUUUAGAGUGUUGUUAAUAGCAACCAGGGAGCAACUUUUGAGUAUCUUCAGUUUUCUGAGGGAUACUGGAUUCUCCACUAGACAAACCACCAAUAUUGUUCAUGUCAUCUCUUUAACAUUGCACGCUUCCUUUGUGUACUUAAGUGUCUCUUGAAAUACAUGGAACCAAUCUAUGCUGGCCAGAUGCAUUGUUUGUUUCAAACCUGGCAUUAAUACCAUUUUUACUUUAUACAGGUAAUUGGAUUAUGCCAAAUAACUAUCUGCAACAAAGAAUUUGGAAAUGUAUCUCAUAAAAAAAUCAUUAUUAGUAAAAUAUAGAACUUACAGUUUUACUGCAUGGUUGAAACUGAGGUUUACAUACUAAGUUUCCUGGGACUGUGUGAUUAGUUAGACUCACCACUGUUCAGAUGACAACCGUGUGGCGCAAUGAGAGUUUAUCUUUACCUUUUCUCCCAUAAUCGUGGGCGAUCUCAUCUAAUUGUUCAGAAGAGCUGCACAUGCUAAUACUCUCACAGGAAAAGCAUCUCCCAAGACCACAUCCCUGAGUCUGUAGAGAGUGUGCUGUUUUCCAAGACUCAUGAAUGAUUUUGUUUGGCUCUAAGAGCCACUACCUGUAAGGGCAUUUCAUAACAGUGUCUCUUGAGUUGCCAACAUCAGUGUGAAGGGUGUGGGGACCUGAUAAUUGGCUUUUGUUCAGAUCAGCUUGCCAUUUAGGCUCUAUUUGUGCCUUAGAUUGCUAAUGAAUAGUUUGGAAUUAUGCUGUCUACCUCACAGAGGUACCAUGCAGAUGAUGUUUAGAAAGGGCUUUGAUGUCUGUGGGUGAAAAAUGCUGAUGGAGUUUGUGUGGUGAGUGUCAUCAGUUUUUAUCUGUGAACCAAUACAAAUGAGUGAAUACCACAAAGCACCCCCUUUGGCCUUUGGCACCUUUUCAGUGGUUUCUGUUUUGGGGAAACAAAGAACUGUUAGUGCAAAAUCCCAACCCUGACAACCUCCUCCUGCUUCGUCCAGAAUUUCUUCUGGCCCACUCCUUCCCUAAUACUGCACUUUUAACAAAAGGCAUCUGUUAGCCAUUUUAAACAUUUCUUCUUGAAUUAAGCUCAAACUAUUAUCAUUUCCAUCUGGGUGUCUUCAUACUGCUUUUGAUUCCUACACCCACCCUAGUAUGUACUACAACUGUGUUGUACUUCAGAGAAGAGAAAACAGAACCUUUCUGCUCGUUUGAACUUGGAAGCAGUGGUUCCAGAGGUCCCAUUCUCCUUUGCCGGAACGUUGCUCAAUGCACAUGAUAAAACAUACUUCUCUUCAUGUAUGGUUGGAAAGUGUCCCACUGGUUGUUAGCCUUGUCUGGUGCCUGCCCAUGUAAACAAGGAUGGGCUUCAUGGUAGAAUGGGGAAGCAUUCUACUGCAUGUAUGGGACACAUAUACUUUGUAUCUUGUAUCAAAACACCUUUAGUAUGUGUAUAUGUCAAGGACUUUUCUGUUAAAUUCUGUAAGUCACCAGAUCCAGAAUAGCAGUUGAACAUCAGUUAUUAAACUUCCUUUCAAACAAUCCUCCUUUAACCCCUUGAGCCUUAAAAGUAACAAUAGGUUAUCUUCAUUUUCUUCACUCAAGUGACGUUUUUUUUAUUUGAAGUAUUUCUUUUUUCUCUAGAAGCAACUAGAGAAUAUGUCAACUUUUCAUGGUAAAAUUAAGACUUAGCCACUUCAAGUUGGCAUCUGACCUGAAUCAUUUCCAGUAUAAAUAAUAAAGACUGCUACUUUCUAUGGUAAAGCAAGUGUAUUUAUGUAUGAUUCUUAGAUCCAGUAAUUUUGAAAAAAAUGUUUUGUUGUAGUGAUGCUGGCAUGUUACUGUCUAAAAAUACAAAAAGGAUUCUACAUAUUCUAUUAUUCUACUUGAGUUAAUGUCCUAGAUAUGAAGUGAUAUGUGACCAAAUACACAUCAAUAAUAUUUCAUUUUCUGAUCAUCACUAAAGGAAAAUAAGGGCUAGUGUACAUAAAACUAGAUCAAAUGUGGGACCAAGAACAUGCUGUUGUGGUUCCCUGAAAAGUUACCUAAUGAAGUUAUUUCAGCAUACUAAGGCUUAGAGGGACAGCAGGUGACAGUGAUAUUGAAAUGAUUAAGUAAUAUAUAAUAUGUUUGUUGAAAAGCUGGGUAGUCUGGAGAAUUAUGCUUCAUGUUCAAGGACAUAUCAGAGUUCAGAGGACUGAUUGGGUGGAUAUGAGCACUACCAUCUGAUCUUAAUUCAGAACACCACCAAGUCCUUAAUUUAUUAAACCUUGUUCAUGCCAAAUGAUAGUUGCAGUUCUGAAGACACAGCUUACAAAAUAUUAACUCAUAAACUGAUUCAUGCAAGAUGUAAUCCUUUUUGUUUUUUUAAAAAACAAGCACACUUUACAGCAUGUAUUUGGAUUCUUCUUAAUUCAUCUGUGUUCAGGUUUCUUGGUAGUAAAAGUGAUCCCUUGAAAAAAGCUCAGUCUUUGUUAUAGUCUCAAGGCCAAGAGGCUCCUACUUUUAAGACUGCAUUUCCUUUCACAGAAGUGACUAUCUUACUUCAUUGGCUAAUAUUUUAUUAUAUUUUCCUUUUUCAAAAGAACCCAUCUGUAGUAUUUGAGAUUCAAGUUUUAAAGAAUAUUUUCAGUGAGGGAAAUAAAAUAUUUUUAACCAAAUUUCUAAAUUCUAAAAGGAAUAAAACAUGUCCUGUCUAUAGAGAAGAAUGGGUUUAAUCACUGUAGUACAAAAAGCAUGCCUAUUUCUCCUUGUUUCUGACUUGCUUAAUUAUUUAGUGAAC
Ochotona curzoniae (black-lipped pika) is the source of this 4717-nucleotide messenger RNA. RefSeq names its product ganglioside induced differentiation associated protein 2 (gene GDAP2). The record is from RefSeq and is a predicted model, not a curated record. The coding region runs from base 198 to 1691 and encodes 497 amino acids. The transcript is spliced from 14 exons. Lineage: Eukaryota; Metazoa; Chordata; Mammalia; Lagomorpha; Ochotonidae.